Chiloscyllium plagiosum (whitespotted bambooshark) is the source of this 4565-nucleotide messenger RNA. It is a transcript of the gene washc5, whose product is annotated as WASH complex subunit 5. Gene Ontology annotation, biological process: endosome organization; endosome fission; regulation of actin nucleation. NCBI's taxonomy places the organism in Eukaryota, Metazoa, Chordata, Chondrichthyes, Orectolobiformes, Hemiscylliidae. Gene Ontology annotation, cellular component: endosome; WASH complex. The record is from RefSeq and is a predicted model, not a curated record.
CCAGAUUAUAAACAAAAGGAAAAGGGCACUUUCGAGUGGUAUUGAAUGUUGUUGGGUGGGUUUUGCUUAAUUGAUUCACAAGAGGCAAACCAGAUGCGGACAACUUGGCAGCUUGCUCAACAUCACUGAACCGCGCCUGGUGGUCACAUGUUGAGUUGACAGGAAGGAAAUCAUAUGAUCAACAUGGAAGAGCUGCUCUGAGUACUGUGUGUGUGAACCCUGCUAAAAAGAGAAUUACCCGUGGUGUGAAAGAAUUCCUCCCCUGCAUUGUAGGCGUGCGAAAGAUGCGGAGGGCUAGCAGUGCAGACUGAGUGACUCCGUCUCUGGGUUCACAUCGGCCACUUCACCGUCCUUUUAGAUUCUGCUGGCGGGUCUACGUUGCUGCUGGGAAAGGCUGCAGACAGAAGGGGAAGCAUGAUGAUAGAGUCGGUGCAAUAAAUCCAGAGCCGUCAGGCUCUUCCUUCCCUGCAAGGGCUGGUCUGCCUGUGUUGUUGCUGCUGCCGCCCCCCCUCCCCCGGGCUGUGGGAGGUUCCUCCACCCCUCCACCAUGGUAGACUUCUUGGCAGAGAACAAUCUCUGCGGGCAGGCAAUUCUCAGGAUCGUAUCCCGCGGUAACGCCAUCAUAGCAGAACUUUUGAGACUGUCCGAGUUUAUCCCGACCGUUUACAGACUCCGAGACAAGGCGGAACAGCAGAAGUAUGGAGACAUCAUCUGCGACUUCAGUUACUUCAAGGGUGCUGAGUAUUAUGAAGGCAAGUUGGAAGCUAAGCCAGAGCUUCAGGAUUUGGAUGAAGAAUUUCGUGAAAAUCACAUUGAAAUAUUGACGAGAUUUUACCUUGCCUUUGAAAGUGUUCACAAAUACAUAGUUGAUCUGAACAGAUUUCUUGAUGAUCUAAAUGAAGGCGUGUAUAUUCAGCAAACCCUUGAAACAGUACUUCUAAAUGAAGAUGGAAAGCAACUACUUUGUGAAGCUUUAUACUUGUACGGAGUUAUGCUGCUGGUUAUUGACCUCAAGAUUGAAGGAGAAGUUAGAGAAAGGAUGCUGGUUUCCUACUACAGAUACAGUGCUGCUCGUUCUUCCUCUGAUUCCAAUCUGGAUGAUAUUUGCAAGCUGCUUCGUAGCACUGGGUAUUCACCUGUGGCAGGGGCAAAGAGGCCCCCAAGUUAUCCAGAGAGCUAUUUUCAGAGAGUGCCAAUUAGCAGCACAUUCAUCUCGAUGGUAGUUGGUCGACUACGAUCAGAUGAUAUUUACAAUCAGGUCUCAGCGUAUCCACUGCCAGAACAUCGUAGCACAGCCCUUGCUACACAGGCUGCCAUGCUUUAUGUUAUCCUCUAUUUUGAACCAUCCAUUCUUCAUACACAACAAGCCAAGAUGAGGGAGAUAGUGGAUAAAUACUUUCCAGACAACUGGGUGAUCAGCAUUUACAUGGGGAUCACAGUCAAUCUGAUUGAGGCCUGGGAACCGUAUAAAGCUGCAAAAACAGCCCUGAACUAUACAUUGGAGCAACUGAACAUCAAAGAGCAGUCAAGUCGAUAUGGAGCGAGUGUUGAGAAGCUACGACGGCAGGUGCAGCAGUUUCUGAAAGAAGGCUUCUUGAGGGAAGAAUUUGUACUGGAUCACAUCCCUAAACUAUUAAACUGCCUGCGUGACUGUAAUGUGACAAUUCGAUGGCUGAUGCUUCACACUGCAGAAAUGGUGUAUGAUCCAAACAACAAGCGCUUGCGUCAGAUUAAGGACCAGGUUUUUAGCGACUCGAAAUACAAUCCCAAAACACUUUUUCAGCUUUUGCUGGACAGUGCUCAGUUUGAGUUUGUUUUGAAGGAGAUGUUUAAGCAAAUGCUGUCAGAAAAGCAAGCCAAAUGGGAAAGUUAUCAGAAAGAGGGCUCCGAGAGAAUGACUGAACUUGCUGAGGUGUUCUCUGGAGUAAAGCCUCUCACCAGAGUGGAAAAAAAUGAAAAUUUACAAGCCUGGUUUAGGGAGAUUUCAAAGCAAAUUUCUUCCUUGAAUUAUGAAGACUCAACAGCAGCCGGGAGGAAGACUGUUCAGUUAAUCCAGGCUUUGGAAGAGGUCCAAGAGUUCCACCAACUUGAAUCGAAUUUGCAGAUCUGCCAGUUCCUGGCCGACACUCGUAAAUUUCUCCAUCAGAUGAUUCGCACCAUAAACAUUAAAGAAGAGGUCCUCAUUAGCAUGCAGAUUAUAGGCGACUUGUCAUAUGCCUGGCAGCUUAUUGACAGCUACACAUCUAUCAUGCAAGAAGGUAUACGAGUCAGCCCUUUCAUGGUAACCAAACUUAAGGCAACAUUUUUAAAGUUGGCAUCAGCCCUUGAUCUUCCACUGAUGAGAAUUAAUCAGGCCAAUAGUCCAGACCUUCUGAGCGUGUCCCAGUAUUAUUCUGGAGAGCUGGUGGCCUAUGUUAGAAAGGUUUUGCAGAUUAUUCCAGAAAGUAUGUUCACAUCCUUAGCAAAAAUUAUCAAGCUACAAACACACAGCAUUAUGGAAGUGCCAACUCGAUUGGAUAAAGACAAGCUGAAGGACUAUUCCCAGCUUGUUGCAAGAUAUGAGGUUGCAAGACUUACUCAUGCAAUAUCAAUUUUCACUGAAGGCAUUCUCAUGAUGAAGACUACCCUUGUUGGCAUCAUCAAGGUGGAUCCUAAGCAGUUGCUGGAAGAUGGUAUCAGGAAGGAAUUGGUCAGAAGGGUUGCCUUUGCCCUUCACAAAGGGCUGAUUUUUAACCCAAAAGCCAAGACUAGUGAACUGAUGCCCAAACUGAAAGAGAUGGCUGCCACUAUGGAUGGAUUUUACCGUUCUUUUGAAUACAUACAAGAUUAUGUCAGCAUUUAUGGGCUGAAGAUAUGGCAGGAAGAAGUGUCUCGAAUAAUCAACUACAAUGUGGAACAAGAGUGCAAUAAUUUCUUGAGGACAAAGAUUUUAGACUGGCAGAGCAUGUACCAGUCCACCCAUAUUCCCAUUCCCAAAUUUCAACCGGUCGAUGAAUCUGUGACAUUUAUUGGUCGACUCUGCAGAGAAAUCCUAAGAAUCACUGACCCCAAAGUGACCUGCUACAUUGACCAAAUAAACACAUGGUAUGACAUGAAGACUCACCAGGAAGUGACCAACAAACAGCUCUUCUCUGAAAUCCAGAAUUCCUUGGGUACUUUUGGGCUGAAUGGUCUGGAUAGACUGCUUUGUUUCAUGAUUGUUAAAGAGAUCCAGAUUUUCCUGGGUAUGCUUCAAAGAAAUGUGCUACGGGAUAAGGCUAUAAUGGACACGAUUAAACCCUUUCAGAUUCAUUUAAAUCCAGUGAAAGGAAUCGUAGCAAAUUCCAGCAAAGUAUAUUCUGCUGCAGUGCAGAAAACCCAGAAGAUCUGGUCAUCAUACCAAGAUUCCAUUCUAAAGGUGGGACAGAUGCAAAUAUUGAGACAGCAGAUUGCCAAUGAACUGAGCUAUUCGUGCAAGUUUGACUCAAAACACCUCGCAGCAGCAUUGGAGAAUCUCAAUCAAUCUCUGUUGGCUGAUGUUGAAGCACACUAUCAGGAUCCUACAUUACCAUACCCUAAAGAUGAUAACACGCUACUUUAUGAAAUCACAGCUUACAUGGAGGCUGCUGGCAUUCACAACCCUCUUAAUAAGAUCUACAUUACCACAAAAAGACUGCCGUAUUUUCCAGUGGUGAAUUUUCUGUUUCUGAUUUCUCAGUUGCCAAAAGUGCAAUAUAUUAAGAACCAAGGCAUGGUGUGUAAGAAGUCCACGGAUCCCACAGAUUGGCCACCUCUGGUUGUUGGACUUGUCACUCUGUUGAAGCAAUUCCACUCACGUUACACAGAGCAUUUUCUGGCCUUAAUUGGCCAGUUUGUUCGCUCCAUAGUGGAGCAAUGCACUACUAGUCAGAAAAUCCCAGAAAUGCCUGCUGAUGCUGUGGCUGCCUUGAUGUUCUUGGAGAAUUAUGUUUAUUACACAAAAUUACCCAGAAAGGUUGUGGAAGCACAUGUCCCUAGUUUCAUCUUUGAUGAGUUCAGAACAAUUUUAUAAUGGUGUCUGAGACAAAGAAAGUAGUCUGCAAUGAUGUGAAGCAGUGUAUGUACUAAUACCUGUUAAAUACUGGAAUCCUUGGUUAAGCUGAAUACGUCUGUCUCAACCAGAAUGAAACAUGAAAAGGAUGAAUUCAGAAUUUUACUGAAAAAGAAAGCUGUGUGAAUGCAAAGAAGAAUUUACAUUUUGCAUUAACUCAGUAAUAUCAAUGCUGAACCCCUUUUUCCUCCAAACAAAAAUAUAGCUCAGUUAUGUAUAAUCUAAAUUUUGAUUCAAGUAAAUUGUAAAAAAAAGUUACUUGAACUAUUAAGAAACAAAAUUUAAUGACUAAUGUAUUGCAUUUUGAGUGAGCCAUAAAUUAUUAAUUGUUUAAACCUUUGCAAUUUGCAUUUCUUUAAAAACUGGAACUUCAAGUUAUGUCGAAUGGAUUGCCUUUGGAAGGAUGAUGGUUGCUCUUAUAAAAUGAAAACAUUUUUACAUUAGAUAUGAAGGCAAUUUUUGACUGUACAGCUGACUAUUAAAAGUUCUUUCUGAU